This is a messenger RNA of Lymnaea stagnalis (great pond snail), 7785 nucleotides long. NCBI's taxonomy places the organism in Eukaryota, Metazoa, Mollusca, Gastropoda, Lymnaeidae. The record is from the annotation of a GenBank genome assembly.
GGGGGGAGGGGGGGGUUAAAAUGCGUCCAGCUGCUCAUUUUAAGUUAAAAAAUAUAAGUAUAUAAUUGAAAGGGUGUUGUUUUCUGUAUACUUUUAUAGAGCAGCUCAUUUAGUUAGUUAAAUUAAUCUAUGAACUCGCUACGCAAAGUAUAUAUAAAACUGAAAUCCUGCAAGCUAGAGAUAUAGAGAGCUCUAGCCAUGUAUAGAAAUCCCUCUCACGUCCACACGAUAGACAUCAAUCUUAUUGAUAUUGUCACCCGCCCAAACCCGUAUACCGAAACAAACUAGGACCAAUAGGUGUACCAAAUGAAUCGACACACUGUUUACUUAUGCUGGCAAGGUUCUUCGUCUUACAACUGCCGUCUGAAAAACUGAUCCCCAUUAAAAAAAAAAAUUUUUUUUUAAAUUGCGCAUCUCCGAAAACAUAAGCUGAUGCAGACAUGGUCAGCGCCUUGCUGCCCAGGACCGAUACCCUGCAAAAGAUCAAAUCAUUAGAUGAAGGGCAGUUUAAUUCAAUGGGUUGGACGUUACAAUCGUUGUUGUUGACACAUUUAUGACACGAGUCAUCGGGGGAGUUCAAUGGCUUGAAGAUCAUUCGUUAAAUUUUGGCUGUGAGAAGGCAAUGACAUCUAGAUUAUUAGCUGCCUAGAGUAACACCUCUUGCCUCUUGAAACAUAUUUUUUUUAAAAUCCUUGAAUAACCAAAUGUAUUGGACUCAAAGCAACAAUGUGUUCCAGUAUAUAGCAUGCAUUCUGUUUUCUAUAUUGAGAAGCAAGAAAAAUCUAAUGAACCUUUUAGAUUCAUUUAUGAGAUAAGAUUCCCACUACAAUUUGCAACUUUCAUGCGCCGACACUGCCUCUACGAGAAUCGGGUGACCUAAUUAUGGCAACCGAAUGCCCAGAAUAACCUAGUGAAGUGUGCCAGUCGACAACAGCGAUAACACUUACACUUGACACAUACACAAUUCGUACCAUCGAAAAACAGUAGAUCUCAAGAUUUUGACCCAUGACAUCACCCAUAUUUUGAAAACAAUUGUUUCUCUUUUAACAUUCCUUUAGACUAAAUAACAGAGUGACUUGUAGAGACUACCAAAUCUAAGAUAAAUAAGAAUCCCCUCAAUAUAUUUCAUUUAGCCAUCAAGAGUACACCGAUAAUUAACCGUUAUAUUGUCCAUGGAUUGCUGUUAUCACUUGAAACAUCUGCCUCUAUUGUAGGUGCAAAAAAAAAUUCUUAGUUAUCUUGAAAAUGAAAAAGAAAACGAAAAACAAAAAAAAAUCCUCCAUGACGCCAUAGCUAAAUGAGUUAAGAUCGGGGUUUCUUUCAGCUAUAUCUCCGGGGGGCACUGCCCCCCCCCCGGAUGGAAAGCCAAGUGCCCCCCAAAAAAAAAAAUUCUUAGUUAUCUUGAAAAGGAAAAAGAAAACGAAAAACAAAAAAAAAUCCUCCAUGACGCCAUAGCUAAAUGAGUUAAGAUCGGGGUUUCUUUCAGCUAUAUCUCCGGGGGGCACUGCCCCCCCCGGGGGAAAGCCAAGUGCCCCCCACCGCGGAGCAAAAAUAUGUCCAACAAUAAAUCAACUGGCACUGCUAGCACUGCCCCCCCCCCGAAAAAUCUGAAGUGCCCCCCCCAUCCCCGGGGAAAAAAUUUCUGAAAUAAUCACUGGUUAAGAUGAUGACGCUAUACACGAAGAAGUUGUAGCAAAGAGUGUCAGCUUUUAGCCUAGACAUGACAGUGACGUACUAGGCGCAUCGUACGGUUCCACAAUAGGAGCGCACACCAAUUAGUUUGCACGGUUUUACGACAACAAAAAAAAACUGGGGAUAAAAACGAAAAACUAGAAGGAUCUUGGUAACUUUGUCCUCAAAAAAGUUGUCAAUAACGCGGCGGACAAAGGAUGUGUGGAAAUCAGGUGCUACUCCUAAAGUUUUGAAGAUCUAAUUUUUUUUUUUCCCCCACUUAUCUUUAAUUUAAGUAACUAUGGAGUGCAGACUGAAAAUAUCAAUCAGCAAUGAAAUAUAAUUUAUUUUUUUUUUAAAAGUACACGCAUUUUCCACUGAUCGUGUACCGAGAAAAAGUAUUAAACUACGAAACAUAACGAUUAAAGUAAAACAAUAAGACAAUAACAAACAGAUAACAAUGUUCUUGUCAUCGAAAAAAAUAAUAAUAAACCCAACAGAACUCCAUCUGAGAGAAAACUGUUCUAAUGUCGUGUACCCUUGGUUUCUUAUACAACAAAAAUAUAAACCUAACCGUAUGUGAAGUGUAAUCGUCAUCUUCUCUCGCAGAUGUUGAAACUCGCUAUCCUCGCUCUCGUCGUCGCCGUGGCCGCCGCCAGCACCGAAGCCAACUGGGUGGUGUUCAAGUCCCAGCACAACAAGACCUACCACGGGGAUGAGGACGUCAUCAGGAGGUUCAUCUGGCAAUCCAACCUCCAGAAGAUCGAAGCCCACAACGAGCGUUACGCCCAGGGACUCGAGACUUACUACCUUGGGGAGAACAAAUACGCCGACAUGGUAAUGUGUUGGGACUGUUGGGGGAGAGAGAGUGUGUGGGAUUGGCAGGGACAGAGAGAGAGAGAGAGAGAAAGAGAGAGAGAGAGAGAGAGAGAGAGAGAGAGAGAGAGAAAGAGAGUAUGAUUAUAGAGAGGGGGAUAUAACAUUUGCACCAUCACGCCCCACAAACACUGCACCCAUCAUUAACUUACACAGAAUACCAAAAGAGCCCAAACUCAAAGUUAGGCAUCUUUUCUUUUUUACUUAACGGCAUCUUUCAGUUCAUGGACCAAGUUUUUGUGUUUUUUUUUGUAAUUUUAAGAAUGUUUAAAAUACUUUUUUUUUUUACUUUUUAAAAAAUUUAUGGGGGGGUGGGGGUGGAGGGGGGGUGGGGAGUUGUCAAAAAUAACACACAAUUUUAACUGGCUAUUUGAUUAAAUUUGUAAAUUAUGCGGAUGUCCUUUGACCUAUUCCCAAACAUCUCCUUUGACCUAUUCCCAAACAUCUCAUUUCAUACUAAAUAUCUAGAGUUUUUUUGUUUUGUUUUUUAAGAUUGAAUUUCAGCAAGUACGCCGUGAAAUAACUUUUUAAUUUUAACUUUUUGAAAUUGUCAAAAAUUUUUAAAACUAAUAAUAGUUAUUAAAUGAGAUUUAUUUCUGUUCUAUUCAUUGCAGCAUCUCUAUGACAUUAGGUGCAAUAAGAUGCUUAUAUUAACAUAUCUCAACGAUAGACCAAAAUGAGAAAUUUUGCUAUUGUUUUUUAAUUAUAAUUUUACUCAUUUAUGUUAAUUUAUACAAAUACUAGCAUAACAAUGAAUCAUUCGAUACCAUGGCAAGUGGUAUCUUCGAUACCAUGAAGAAAAUGAAACAUUCGAUACCAUGAAAAAAAUGGAACAUGGGAUGCACCUAAAGGGUUGAUCAAAAUAAAGCGCUGGCACUUGUUGAAUGCAUGACCAUUCUCUACUUUCCCAGACCGUCGAAGAGUUCAGACGCACCAUGAACGGCCUCCGUGUCAACAGGCCCCUGACCCCUGGCAACUUUGCCAGCGGUCUGUACAAGAGCGUCCUCCCAGACUCCGUUGACUGGAGAACCAAGGGCUACGUCACCGAGGUCAAGGACCAAGGCCAAUGUGGGUCGUGCUGGGCUUUCUCCACAACCGGCUCCCUCGAGGGACAGAACUUCAAAUCCACCGGCAAACUGACCAGCCUCUCCGAGUCCAACCUCGUCGACUGCUCACAGAAAUGGGGUAGGUGUCGGAAGCUGAUGCGGCAAAACCAAAAUUAUCUUUGAAAUGUUCUCUCUGUUGACGUUUUGUAAACUCGACAGAUGUCAUGACGUGUUUCCCAUUCUAAACAUAACCUAUAAAAUUCACUCGAAUUUCAAGUCACUCUCUCCGAUUAUUUCGCAGGUAACCAGGGUUGCAAUGGUGGACUCAUGGAUCAGGGAUUCCAAUAUAUCGCUGACAACAAAGGUAUCGAUACCGAAACCAGCUAUCCUUACAAACCUGAGGUGAGAACACUUGGGUGUUUUAGACCAGCGGGCUGAAAUAAUUCCGUAAAUUGGUAUAUGAAUAAAUUAAUGUGUAUAAAUAACUAAAUAGACGAAUAGAGGUCAGUCACCUUAUGACAUUUCCAAAUUAAAAUUGAGAUUGCGCACAUUAAUUUUUACAAAAUAAUUAAAAAAAUUAAUUAAAUCGUAGCCCUUCCUUUGCAUGUUUUUUUUUUUUUAAAUAGCCCUAACAUUGCAUUGCUUACAGGACCGUAAAUGCAGAUUCAAGAAGGCCGAUGUCGGUGCCACCGAUAAAUCUUACAAGGACAUCACCAGCGGAAGCGAGGACGCCCUUCAAGAGGCUGUUGCCAAUGUAAGUACGGCCGUGUCGUGUUGCUGAAUCUAAUGGUCUUGUAAUGCAUUUUUUAACGAGGGUCAAGCGAAUUGACGAGCGCCUCAAACAGAGUCACACAGAAUGAGGCUAGAUGGAGUUACAAAAAAAUGGUAUCUAAUACUUUUUACUAAAUAUAAGAUAAUAUGUCAUUCCUUCACAUGAUUAAUCUCAAACGUUAACGUCGUCGUAAUAUGUUAGUAUUUAUGACAUUGUCUUACAUUCAUAUUAAAAUACAACUUCCGGCAGUAACUAUUGCGAACAAUUAAGUUUGUUUUUUUUAACUAGUUUCUAUUUCUUAUCCCAUUUGCUUGCAUUUGUCAAGUCUCCGAGGAAGGCUCUUGGCCGAAACGUUCUUCUCUUAUUAUCCUGCUUUCGUUUCAAGCUACUACAUUCCUUGUGCUACUUUUUCCUUCAGACACCUUAAACGCAGUCCAUUUAUUAUCAUUUACUUUGCAAGACCGUCGAAGAGUUCAGACGCACCAUGAACGGCCUCCGUGUCAACACUGACAUUUCUUUUGAACGUUUCUUGUUCUCCGUCUGCCCUCAGAUUGGAUCUCCGGGCAACAUAUAAUGGGGUGCCAUUUUCAACCUUGGGCCCAAUUUUAACCUUUGCAUGAUUACAUGUUAACACAUGUAUGACUAAAAAAAAAAUUUCUGUCUGCCUUCAGAUUGGACCCAUCAGUGUUGCCAUCGAUGCCAGCCACGAUUCCUUCCAGCUCUACAAGGGAGGUGUCUACAACGAGAAGGCUUGCAGCACCAGCCAACUGGACCACGGUGUUCUGGCUGUAGGCUACGCCACAAAGGGCAGUGAUGACUACUGGAUUGUCAAGAACAGGUAAACAAAAUAUCAAAUAUCUGUCAAAACCAAUGAAAUUUGGUCAAAUUUUAUCAGAAUUGUUUCUAAUUUUACAUUUUAUUAAUUUUUUUAAAAAUUAUUUUUUAAGUAUAACGCUUGCGAUGCGAAUCUUGAGCCUGGUUGAGGAGCCCGGAAAAACCCAGUUAGAUUAAGAAAAGAUCAGCAGGGUUGUUUUUUUUGUGUGCAUAAACUUGUACUAACAAAUCUUAAAUUUGGCUCGUCCUUAUCUCGCUACUUGUUACUUAAGCUUUAUCUUGACGAACACAAUUUCAAACAAAUGGGGUCGGACUGUUUAUGACGUAAGUUGUGUUGUACAACGACCCACUAAGUAAAGUAAAUGUACGACCCACUAAGUAAAGUAAAUGUUUCGUUAGCUGAAGAGUUCUUACACCAAUGUUAAAAUGAUACAGUCUCCGAACAUUACUGUCGUGAUAAGAUAAAGAUUCCCGUGCGCUAUCGCCAAGUCUUUUGUAAUCGAGUAGGUCAACUUUGAGAUCCAUUUGUAUGUAUAACUUAUUGAAUGUGUGAGUGCUUCAGUCGGCAUUCAUUUGGCAAUAAAGUAUGAUCAGAAACCGCCCUUACUGGUCAAAGCAUUGGUUGUGUAGUAUUUGUGGUCAAACUUCAGCGGUCAAAUCUUUGGUUGUCCAAUAGUGUUUUUCAAACAUUUGGUCAAGUCGCAUCCGUUUCAACUCUGUUUUUAGGAUCUCACAUUUUGAUGUUGAAGUUUGCUUAUGUUUUUUGAUGAGAUGGCUUUAUGACUUGUGUGGAUCAUUGAAACUUCCGUUAGCAUCUCGUUAGCCAGCUACAGGGCAUGUCUUCAGUCGUGAUGUGUGUACGCCACAGGAAAUGCUCUCAUGUCUAGAUGUAGUUGUUAUAAGACAAUAUGAAAGCAGGUUUAAGUUUUUUAGCAUACCUAAUAUGGGUCAAAUAGUACAGCGAACUAGCGCAGCCAACUAGCGCAGCCAACUAGCGCAGCCAAAUAGCGCAGCCAACUAGCGAAGCCAUCUAGGGCAAGAAGCUGCAUUGAGUCUUGACCAAGCUAAUCAUUCUUCAAGUUCACACUCUUAAAAUGAUAUCAGUGAAAGUAGUUCCUAUCAUUGCCCCAAACUUAUCACGGAUAACUUAAAUCUGGCGCGAUACACGUUGUCUAGUCCAAAGUUUUUCUUAGAGAGAGAUCUACAAUAUUACGUAAUCAAAAGAAACUAUAACGGAGGAAAAUUUGAUAUGCUAUCGAAUUUAAAGUGGGCAGUUUUUACCAUAAUCUAAUUAGAUUGAUGUCUCACCUAGAUAAAUUUAGGGCAACUGUUAAUGAAAUAGGCAAACGAAGUUAGACAAGUUACUGGUGUAUCUUCAUUCAUUUUAAGUUCCUAGUCCUGUUAAGUUUUUUUUUUUUUUUUUUUUUUUUUUUGUUUAUGAUUUUCAUAGUGUGCCACUCUGUUUAAUUUGCAUUCUCAAGGCGUAACUUUCUAUUUUACUCCCUACAUGGAGGAAACGAGACAAGUUACUGGUGUAUCUUCAUUCAUUUUAAGUUCCUAGUCCUGUUAAGUUUUUUUUUUUUUUUUUUUUUAUGAUUAUGAUCUUCAUAGUGUGCCACUCUGUUUAAUAUGCAUUCUCAAGGCGUAACUUUCUAUUUUACUCCCUACAUGGAGGAAACGGGUAAAUCAGCAGCCACGUAAAACUAUGAAUCAUAUUAACGCAUGUGUUUUUAUGAACUUGACCGCUGACCGUGAACUUUAUUGCCUCGUUUCAGUUGGGGCAAGUCCUGGGGUCAGGAGGGCUACAUCUGGAUGUCCAGAAACAAGAAGAACCAGUGCGGCAUUGCCACCAUGGCCAGCUACCCCAUCGUCUAGAUCCUGCUAACACAGAGCAACACAGUAGGGAUGACGUUCAAACAACACACAGUGGUUCGACUGUCGGCCAUCUUGGGUCACAAUGGCCCCUGUACCAUGAAGCCGAUCUCUGUGUCUAUUUUUUUAUACAAAUAAAAGUUGAUUUAUUUAUAACAAACAGAUGGAGUUGAUGAAUUCUUGAUUUCAAACAUGUAACAGAAUUUGUCUUUAAAAUAUAAAACAUUAUUUUAUUUUUAAAAAAUAAAUAAUUAAACUAAUCAAAAUACAAAGUACAAUAAGACCCUAACGAAGAGGUCAAGAAAAAAAAUUUUGCUACGGCCCCAAAAUAUAUUUGUUGGAACCGAUUUGACCCUCUCAAAUUGAAAUGGACAAAAUCAUAGAGUGUUUACAUUUUAAAAUGACGCAUUUCAGCUAUUUAAACGGAGAAAACAACGACAAUAUAGAAACUCUAAUGAUAAUGCGAUAUGGAAUUAAUUGCUUUCUUUUUAAAUUAAUUUUGUUUAGCCUAAAAUAAUAAAUAAGGCGAUAAUACCAAAGAGGCCUACUCACGAUAAGACCAGGAGGUUACGCCAGCAGCCGAUGCAGUCCUGGUUACAACAUGUUGGAUGAUUUCCUCUGUUUCGCCGGAAAGAUGCAAUGUUGCCAGGACAAAAAAAAAAGUUUUCUGUCUGGGGCCCCUCAUUACCUCCAAAUAUUUUCAUAUUUACCCCA